GACAGAAUGCCUUUGUAAAUCGUAUCUACACAGUCUAUCGUGUUCACUCUCGUAUGCUGGUAUACGAUAAAUCUGACGUACAAUUUUUCUGCAUUUUGCUUGCAAGUUGUCUGUAAUUCGCGUUUCAGCGGAAAUUUGCAAUAUAAGGAAAGUUCAUAGCGGAAAUAAUGCUUCGGUCAGUGAAUAGACUGUUCAGUUCACUUCGUAGUGUUACUGGCAUGAAAAAUACAUCUGCAGCAGCCGUUGGAAUAAUCAGAUAUUCUCACAGUAGUGAAACUGCUGAAGAUUUUGAUUCUCGCUAUGAAGCAUAUUUUAAUCGAACAGAUAUUGAUCAUUGGGAGGCACGGAAAGCAAUGAAUGACUUACUUGGGAUGGAUUUGAUUCCGGAACCGAAAAUUAUUGUUGCUGGUUUGAAAGCUUGUCGUCGUCUUAACGAUUAUGCACUAGCUAUUCGAUUUUUGGAAGGCUGCAAGGAUAAAUGUGGGAAUAAAGUAAAUGAAAUAUAUCCCUACUUACUACAGGAGAUUCGUCCAACGUUGACCGAGCUUGGUAUAGAUACGCCAGAAGAACUUGGUUAUGAUCAGCCAGAACUUGCUUUGAAAAGUGUCUAUGAUAUCCACUAAAAACUUACAGAGAUCUAAAGAUUACGGCAAGUGUACUGCCACUUUUCAGAGAUAGCUGUUUGUGAAAAAGUGAGGUUAAAACAACUUUGUUACGUAAUUAGUGGAGUGCAAAUAGUCGAGAAAAUAUAGAAAAAAGACGUAA
Messenger RNA from Wyeomyia smithii (pitcher-plant mosquito), 765 nucleotides. RefSeq names its product cytochrome c oxidase subunit 5A, mitochondrial-like. The coding region runs from base 168 to 623 and encodes 151 amino acids. Gene Ontology annotation, biological process: mitochondrial electron transport, cytochrome c to oxygen. Lineage: Eukaryota; Metazoa; Arthropoda; Insecta; Diptera; Culicidae. The record is from RefSeq and is a predicted model, not a curated record. Gene Ontology annotation, cellular component: mitochondrial inner membrane. The transcript has 2 exons.